This is a messenger RNA of Eruca vesicaria subsp. sativa (arugula), 645 nucleotides long. The record is from the annotation of a GenBank genome assembly. NCBI's taxonomy places the organism in Eukaryota, Viridiplantae, Streptophyta, Magnoliopsida, Brassicales, Brassicaceae.
AUGUCUGAUGAGGAGGUUAUUCUCAUGAAUGCUAGGGAUGCUUCUGUUGCUCAGUACCAGUUUGAAUUGUGUAAACGCCUCCAGUCAAACCAAAACUUGAAUCUCAAAGAUGAUUUGCCGUUUGAAUUUAAAGCCUUGGAGCUGGUUUUGGAACUAUCUUGCUUGUUUUUAGAUGCACAGGUGAAUGAGUUAGAAAUGGAAAGGUAUCCUGUUCUUGAUGAACUAGCCUCAAACAUCAGCACACUUAAUUUAGAACACGUACGAAGAUUAAAAAAGUCGCCUCCUUGCCUUAACACAGAAAGUUCAGAAGAACAUUUAAUGGAUGAUGAUGACGACAUGGCUGAGAUGUAUUUGACUGAGAAGAAAGAAAGAUCAGAGGCUCAUGCUUCAGUGGAGUUGGAAGACAACCUCUAUGAGGACUUUGAAUCUUCUGGAAUAAGUAGGGAUGAAAGUGUAACGAAAGCAGCGGUUGCAGGAAAGGGUGAUCUUGCGGAUGUUGUAGGAGAGAAGGCGAAGCCAUUGUUCAGCAACUUCACCUUCUGUGGUGAGUUCCUCAGUGAAUGUCUCGACUCAGAAGAUGAAGAUCUCAAGGACACUGCACGCUGGGCUCAAGGGAUGAUCGCAAGGCCUUUGGUCACAUCGUAA